AAUGUCAAAUUACAAAAUCAGAUUGACGUUUUACGAUGGACUCUUGCCCAAGUAACGAAAGUGAACUAAAAUGCAUAAAACCAGAAGACAUUUUAUCUUCACAGUCCCUUUAUUGGCUGGGAAAAUCGGAAAUUUUCAAUGAUAUUACUGUACCACCAUUCAUAAGAAAUGUUAUUAUGUGUAUCCUGAGUGAAUGCCUAAACGAGCUGAUUAUUCUUCGUAGCAUCAAUCUACAGAGUGAUUUAGGACUGAAUCCGGAUCGGCUACCUCAGUAUGUAAGCAUAGAGACCCGUUAUAUGGGUCAGGAGAAUCAUGCCGAAUAUAGAAUAAAUUCCCAAAAUAGCAGUUUUGAUAAGCUGGCCAAAGAUAUUAAUAUGCUUUUUGUGGUGCUUAAGGAAACUUCCCUCGAAAUAAAAAAGUACGGUACUUUUAACGUGCUUAAAGAUACUAUAAAAUUAAUAAAUCAAAUGCAAGAAGAAGAGGAACAACUGCUGGCAGAUGAAGCAAGCCAAGAAAGAGUUAUUGAGGAUCUGAAGAGUCAACUUGAAGAAGAACGAUUGGACAAUAUCCGAACAAUUGAAGAGACUGAUGCAAAGAUACAAAAGCUCAGAUUUCAGGUCGAAGAUAUUUUUAUAUAUAAUCAGCUAGAAGUGUUGCAUUUUGAUCAAUGGGAAAAAGCUAGAAUAGAACAAAACCUAAUGAAAUGCAAAGAAAAGGAAAGUCAUUACAAUAAUAUCAUUAAGGAAACAGAGGAAAAAAUUAAUGUGGAAAAUAGAUGUCAUAACGAACUGGAAAGCUACUUCGAAGAAACUAAAAAUGAAUUAUUUGAUGAAAUUCAAUUCUGGAUGAAAAAAUAUGAUGAAGAAUUCGAGGGAAAAGAAUCAGACACAAUUAAUUUACGUGCAGCCCUGGAAAAAUUAACCGAAGAACGACGUAUUUUAACAGAAAAGUAUGAAAAAAGAAAAGCAGAAAUUGACGAUUGGUUGGAAUACAAAAGGAUAAGAGACGAAAAGGAGGCUCAGAGACUGAAAGAGAUAGCAGCUGCUACCAAGAUACAGGCUUGGUGGAGAGGUGUUAUGUUUAGAAAGAAACUGGGUCCUUAUAGAAAGAAGAAAGGUAAAGGAAAGGACAAAGGUAAAAAGAAAAAAGGGAAAAAAUAGUUUAUAACGAAUAAAAAAAUAGAAAGGGUAAUAAUAUAUUUGAAAAGAUUCUUUGUAUUAUAUCUAUAUAAAAUAAAUAAUAAAUUAAAUAGUA
Molecule: messenger RNA, 1254 nt
Organism: Anthonomus grandis grandis
Lineage: Eukaryota; Metazoa; Arthropoda; Insecta; Coleoptera; Curculionidae
Product: dynein regulatory complex protein 9-like
Exons: 1
Coding region: 36-1160 (374 amino acids)
Biological process (GO): cilium organization
Cellular component (GO): motile cilium; cytoplasm
Molecular function (GO): protein binding
Source: RefSeq, a predicted model, not a curated record